Molecule: messenger RNA, 5999 nt
Organism: Acipenser ruthenus (sterlet)
Lineage: Eukaryota; Metazoa; Chordata; Actinopteri; Acipenseriformes; Acipenseridae
Exons: 16
Coding region: 388-2781 (797 amino acids)
Source: RefSeq, a predicted model, not a curated record
GAAAAGCUUCAUUGAAACGGGCAGCACACGGGAGCGUGUACUGGCAAUUGUAUUCUAACCAAUCGAAAUUAUUUGGUAUCCGCAUAGUACAUAGUUAAAUUUGGCAUAUUUUAUUAAUAGCAUUUAAGGGCUCAAGAGAUACUAUUUGAAAAAAAUUCGGACUGAGGACAGUUUUUCAUUCAACAUUUUCUUAUGAGAGAUUUUAAACAAAACAUUUAAUUAGACAUAUUUUUAAGAGAAUGCAACUGAAAAAGAGAGAGUAGGUGAGGUAAACCAAAAAGCAGCAUUUGCAAUAGAUGUGUUUUCUUGGAAAGGUAUGUUCCUCAUAGACAGUGGGGAAGGAAACUCAAAAAUAAAUACAAAUAAGAAUAAAACAGCAAAAACAACAUGCCUUCUCUAGUUAGCCUAUAUGAACUGGCUAACUUAUCGAUUGGCACCCCUGAGGUGGGUGCAGUGAACUUCAAUGCUCUCCAUUCGUUGCUGCAUGCCAUCCUGGGACACCUCAACAUCCAGGACGUGAAGGCUGAACUGAGAACCGAAGACCAUGACUUCCUGAAGCCAGCCCAGGGUCUUCUCAUCCCUGCAGGGGAUGGGGGAAAGGAGGGAGACGGGGGCUCCCAGGAGGAGCACAGGGCGAAAGCCAGCCCUUACCACAGCAUGGAGAAGAAGCUGCUGCAGAUGGAGAUGCAGAUGAGUGCCCUGAGCCAGCUGCCCGGCGGGGGGGCCCUGCUCGAGCGCACCAAGGAGAGCGGUGGGGGUGCCAUGCCAGUCAGCGACAUGUGGCAGAUGAUCCAGAUGAAGAGGAAGGUGGAGGCCAACGAAGAGGGCGUCACCAAGGCCAUGGCACUGAUGCACGAGCUAAUGAAGGAGAUCAACGAGCUGAAGAAAUCCAGGGACGAGCUGCAGGUCGACAUGCGCAAAGCCAACGAGAAGCUUUCCACCAUAAAUAUGAAUGAGCUGAUGGCCAGACUGGACAAUCUGGAUAAUUUACUGCAUGCUCAGCAGGAGAGAAUGUCUCUGUACCCCAGCCCAGAAGACCUGGGUAACCUGGUCAGCUGGGGAGAGCUUCAGGAAAGCCUGAUGAAGGAGAAGGUGCGACUGGAGCAGGAAGUAAAGGAUCCUCAACACCAAACUGUAUUCCAGGCACAAGCCUCAACAUCACCCAGCCCUGAGCUUCAACCUUCUCCUAAUCCCCAAACUCCCCCCCAUUCCUCCUCCUCCAAGCCCCAGAGCCCCCAUCUGUCCUCACGCUCCUGCUCCUCCCGGGCCAGCAGUGGGAAGGACCGCUACCCUGAGACGGUGGAAGCUCUGCAGCAUGUGGGCCAGCUGACAGAGAGACACAAGGCCCUGGAGGAGCGAAUCGCAAGACUGGAGAAAAUAAAGGCUGACCUCACUGACCUGGAUCAGCUCCGCACAGAAAAGAAACCUGUAUCCAUUCCUGAUGACCUCCAGCUGCAGCUGGCCAAUCUGAAGGAAAGCAUGGAGAAAUGCAUGGCUGACAGAGAGAAGGGGGGAGAGGCGUUGACUGUGAUCCAGAACACCAUUCUGCAGCUGCAGGCCGAGUGUCAGAAACUGAACAUCACAGCCAGCGAGCUGGUGGAGGACCACAGCAAGAAACAGAAGCACAUUGACCAUUUGUACGAAUCUGUGGACGGUCUGGAUAAAAAGAAGGCUGACAAAGAACUUGUGGAAAUGGAGAUCGAUGUUAAAGCAGACAAGCUAGAUCUGGAGUCAAAGGUCAGCCGCAUGCGGUUUGAUGCCACCACAGAGCAGCUGAACAAGAUGUUCCAGGAGCUUCUCAACAAGAUGUCCGGCCAGGAGAGCGACUGGAAUAAAGUCAUCGAGAAGAUCUCCAUGGAGAUGGAGCUGAAGCUGAACCGGAUGGAGCUGGAUCCCCUGAAGAAGCAGCUGGAGGACCGGUGGAAGAGCGUCCGCAAGCAGCUGCAGGAAGCCCCACAGGUCAAGCUCGGCGACGCUGCAGGCAUCAGAAAGCAGCUGGUGACUCGGUUCAACUGUAUCUCGUGUGCCAGACCCGUGGACAUGAUGGUUCCUCCCCCACACUUAGUGAGCAUAUCCACUGGGUUUCCUGGAAACAAGACCCACCGGCCCUACACUGUCUAUGAGCUGGACAACAUCCGGAAGCACACACGCUGUGACCGGAUCAGGGAGCUGUCUGACCUCAGCUACCUGGGCCCUGUGCGGAGCUGUGGGGGGAGCCACACCAUGACCAUCCCCCAGCGGCGUUACCCCCGGGUGCAGCCGUUCCCAGAGAUCAUUCUACCUGAGGAGGAGGUGCCAGAAGUACCCGUCCAAUCCAAGGAGGAGAUUGACAUCCUGGGGCUGGACGGAGUCAUCUACAAGGGCCGGCUGGACCAGCGUCAGAAAGCCUCAAUGCUGGAUCCCAGGCAGGACUCACAACUGGACUGCAGGCCAGAGUCCAGGCUGCCUGACAUCGCAGAGGCUGACGUCAACCAACAUAAACUGAGCCGGGCCACAUGCCAAAAUCUGAGCAGCUACGAGUCCAUGGCUGGGGCUCCUGUCCGCCCACAGAGCGCCAGAGUACCACGCAGCCGAUCAGCCUCAGUUCGCUUAUUGAGGGAGCGCCCCGUGUCAUCGCUGGGCUGGAUGCCUGAUGGCCCCUCCCAGACCACGCCCCCCACGCCCACGCCACCCACGUCCCCACUGGUGGGUGUCGACGAGCAUCCUCGCGGUCUGGAGACCCUGCAGCUCAGGAUCGACAUGAGUCAGUCAGGGCAGGAGGAGCCGGUGACGACACUGUGAUACUGCACUCCCCACAGCUCACUGUGCACAAUCAACACACACUGCAGAACACACACAAUCCCAAUUUAUAAUAAACUCACGCUGCCGUGAGAGGAACCACACUCAUUCCUUCAUUUCUGAACUCCUAGAACGCAGGGAUAUUGAGAAGGCGUGCAAACUGCCCACUGUGUUAGUACAACAGUUCCGCUUGAAGACCAGCAGCAUACUGCUUCAGAACAGUAGUGAACUGAAUCUUUAAACUCAGACAGGCAAAAUGUCUCCAUUCCAAUCAUGUCCUAAAUGAGUUAUCUGACUCUUGGAGGGACAUUCUUGGAAUAAAGACCUGGACUGGAAUGGGAUCAUAUGAGACAGAGAGCAACAUUGUGUAAGCUUGUUAGUUAAUGAAUCUAUAGCGGCCAUGUCUUACAGGUAGAGUGGGUCUCCAUUACAACAAGCACUCACAAAUGUCUCCCCAAGCGAAAAAGAAAUUGGAUGUGGGAUGCAUAUGAUUUCUCUAUUAUUAUUAUUAUUAUUAUUAUUAUUAUUAUUAUUAUUAUUAUUAUUAUUAUUAUUAUUCGUUCAUAAUUUCCAGCACAAGAGAACUUUAGGCUGUCUAGUAUUUAGAGUGGGUAUUCAUUUGCUCAAUAGUUCCUUAAUUUGCCCCACAUCUUUACAAACCUGUAUAUUUGUAGCCCUUUUCCUCUUAACAGGGCUUUAUAAAACAAUCAGGAAAGCGUUGAGGAAUGGGGGGUACAGACCUCUACAAGGACAGAUGUGAAAGCAGUGUAUAGUGAGGGGGUGCGGGAGCUUCUGGAGUCUAUUAGGACAUGUUGACCUCAUUUACUCAAAGCAGUCUGAAAUCAGAACAGAAUCUCAUUCCGGUCCUAACUGAGGACGUCAGGACGCAAUCUAUCAUGACAGCAUUGAUGCUCUGGUAAUAACAAACCUGUAAUAGCUGUCCAAAGUGAGUCAGCUGUGUACCUCUGGAGGGGAAUCAGAGAGGAGAGGAUUAGAUCAGGCGCUAUUGUACAUUUACAUUCUCUGGAUCUCUAGGACUGCAUCACUUCCUGUAUCCUUUGUUGUGAAUUUCAUUUCUAGAUCAUACACAGUAAGGCUUUUGAGAAGGUGAUUGGUCUUACCUCAUUCUCAUAUUAACACAAAUUCCAUCAAAUAAUACAGCAAUACUUUCUGUUUUAUUUCCCUGCUGUAUCUGCCUGGAUAUAGAAGGACACUCCUACACACAAGACCGCAAUAGCAAUAGAGUCCAAACCGUCAUUUAAAACAUAGAACAAUGCUGCCAGAGAGGGAGAGGAAACGUGUCUAUCUUGAAAAAAACCAACACAAGGGGGCCCAAUGCUAAUGCUGCUAGUGCUAAUAAGUGGGAAGACAUGCUUUUUAAAUCUUGGUAGCACAGCUUUCUAAUAAUAGAGAAGGUAAAUUGAUUCCUCAUGAUUUGAAGGAUGCCAUCACUCUGCAGUUUCUAGUGCUGUCUCGACAAGGGAGGAAUGGCUGGCUCCAUUUUACUAAUUUAUAGCAGUUAUAUUUGGUUGUGAUUUGGAAGCUCUGUGGUCAUCUAAAUAGAAAUCCCAUUAACGUAUUAACAUUAGAUUCAAUCAGAUAAUACAGCACUGCUUUAUGCUUUAUAAUGGUGCUAUUUAAUCAACCUACCCGGAUGUAGGCGGACACUGCCAAACAUGCCACUGCAAUAGCAAGAGUGAAAAACUUCACACGGACAGAGAGAGGAGAGAAGGACGUGUGAACUUGUGACAUACAGCACAUUCAGUGUGUUUCACGGCAGCCUUCUGUUACCCCAGCCAGGGCUGCAGCGAUUGGGAACGUUCUACUUGCAAUACACAUUAAUCUCAAUGGGGAUCGGUUUUAAUAAUGGAAUCCGCGGCAGAUCCUAAUGCCACUGCUCUAAAACUCAUUACCCUGCUAUUUACAGACCUUGCUUCACAGAGAUGUCUUAUUCAAUUAAAAUACAAGGAGUCAGUCAAUCCCCCAGUCUGCAGGAUGAAGGGGGCGUUUCUGCAGAGAAAUAAUAAAUAUUCUGAGCAGAUCUGAUUGGCUCAGAAUACACACCCUGUUACAAAGUGUAAGAGGGUGUAUUUAGAUCCGUAACUGUUUAAAAUAAACCCCUAAACCUCCUCUGAAUGCUAACUUAAAAUCAUUUUCAAACAUUAAUAAAUUAAUACUUUGUGGUAAGACUGCUUACAUUCAUUAUUUUUUAUUUAUUUAUUUUUUCUUAAAUAUCCAACAGCCCCUACAGUUUAUACUGCAACACCAUGGCAGCGCGGAGACCAGUGGGAGACUUUGCUCCACUAAUUAAAGGUUUAGGGGUUAGAGCAGUUUACAUUUUCACAACACAGACUUCCUUCCUGGGUUAGUCAGUUUGGCUUUGGGCAUUUGUACACUCAUUCAAAGGAGUGCUAACCAUAGUUUUAAGAUCAGUUUCGCUAAUCUUGUCAUUAUUAUCACUGCGCCCCCUUUUCUGCUGUUGAAGAUCGUUUGGUUCUUUUUACAUGUAUUUCAUGCUUCAGUUUGCUAUAUCAAUGCUGUAAAAGAAAAAGCUGCUGCUGCUUCCUGGUAUGAAAUAUAAAAACAAGCAACCGACCAAAAGAUCUUAAACACAAGAAAAGGGGGAUCAUCGAUACUGCUGUUAAUGCAAAAAAAAAAGAGGUACAAAAAAUACAUUUAAAAACGUAGCACCCCUUUAAUCUGCAAAGGGGAAGAUGGGUAACCUUGAUACUGCAAACUGUGUACACUUCCUUCACAUUUAUACACUAUAGCAGCUAGCAGGGAAUCUGAUACAAAAUACAGUAAUUACAAUUUCAUACCAUUCUUAGUAAAGCUUGCUUUUUAGCGGAUCACCAUCUGGCUUUAAUUGUGAGUAACAUACUUUAUGAGGAUGAAGCCAGGGCUGCUCCACACUUUAGCCUUUGUUUUAAACUGUUCUCUUCACCCCCAGGUACUUUAAACAAUUUGAAGAGACAACGCUGUACACGUGAUAUCUCUCCCAGGGGAUUGUAAAGUUUCACCUAAUCAGCCAUGUCAGUGUGGGUUGUUGUGAUAUGUGUGUAUUACACCCUCUGUCUUGAACACUUGAAAUCCUGCCUUAGCAUCAACGGGGUGGUGACUUCAGAAUGCAUUCAAACUCGUGGGAGUAAAACGACAAACAUGCUGUAGUUUGGGUUUGUUUGGAUUGCACUUUGCUUUCUGACAAAAAAAAAAAAAAAAAA